Molecule: messenger RNA, 720 nt
Organism: Trypanosoma rangeli
Lineage: Eukaryota; Euglenozoa; Kinetoplastea; Trypanosomatida; Trypanosomatidae
Exons: 1
Coding region: 1-720 (239 amino acids)
Molecular function (GO): metal ion binding
Source: RefSeq, a predicted model, not a curated record
AUGUUCUUCAUUGAUCCACCGAGCCGAAGCUUCCGAUUGCCGAGCCCUGCCCCGGUGUUCACUCAGAGCUUUUCCCAACUGAAUCCGACACCUUCCAUGAUUUCUCUUAAUGACGUUCAAAGUUGCGCGUCGGAAGGAGCAGUGACACCGCACCAGACACCGUUGUUUACUGUUUCCCAACCAAAUUCAGUAAUUGCAGCACCUCUUCCCCCAGCUGCAGUGAUGUGGACGCCAAACAGUAUGUACGGCGCAACGCCGAUGGGGGGAGGUCCUGAAGCUGGCACAGGUCAAUUUAUUUCUUCAAAAGGUCCCGAUGGGCCGCCAAUGUCACCGAUGCAGUCAGUGUUUAUCCCGCAACUGCAGCAAUCGCAGCAGCCACAGACGUCUACGUGUCCCCUUGUUUACAUGUUAACGACUGUCGCAGUGCCGCAGCCGUAUACUCAGACCGCCCUACCAGAGCAACAGAACCGGCAAGCCCCCCUUUACCAACAUCAUCUGUUUCCAAUGGAGGGUUCGAGCAUCGCUUCUUCAUCAUCCAUGCACGCUCACAGUCUGAAUCCUUCAGGUCUGGCAAGAAAUUCUGACGCCAUGCAAACCCGUGGGCCCGGCAAUAAAGUGAAUGUAAACGUGGUGUGCCGACACUUUAUAAACAGUUGCUGUAACCGAAGAAAGUGUCGUUUUCUGCACACGCUCAGCGAAAGCCCCGUCACCAAUGUUUAA